CGUUGCCUAAAUUCAUUCCCUUUUCUGCGAGUGCAACGAGUUUGUGUCGCGUUGCAAGUGUUUUUUGUUGUUUAAAAAUAAAAAAAUUACAAAAAACCAUAAGUGAAAAAAUAUGGCGGAAUUGCAGAAACUAAGUGAUGCCAUUGUGCACGAAUAUCUCAAAACCAAGGACAAAAACUUAGCUCGUGUGUUUGAACAAAAAGUCAAUGCGCCGCCUGUGGGUAAAAAUACGCCAAAACUAUCAGAGAUAUUGUCAUUUUAUCAAAGCAAAAAUGCAAUAAAGAUUCCGCCCGUCAAGAGCGCAGGCACCGAAAGCGACAGUGAUGACAGUGAAGAUGAUACUGCAGCUCAGCCGCAAAAGAAAGCAGCUGUGACCAACGGCAAUGCUGCUAAAAAAGCUACUGAUUCUGAUUCAUCAAGCAGCGAAGAGGAGAGCGAAGCUGAACAACAGCCCGCCAAAAAGACACCAGUAAAGGCGGCGGCGCCUCCAAAGAAAGCGGCCCCAUCCAGCAGCGAAGACAGUUCCAGCGAAGAAGAGCCCGCCAAGAAGCCAGCUCCUGCUAAAGCAGCACCUGCUAAGGCAGCUCCCGCUAAAGCAGCGGCUGAAUCCAGCAGCGAGGACAGCAGCUCCGAUGAGGAAGUAGAGCAGAAGAAGGCCGCGACGGCUGUCAAGGCUGCUCCCGCUAAGAAAGCAGCAUCAUCCUCCAGCAGCGAAGAGUCCUCCGAGGAAGAAGCACCAGCCAAGAAGGCGGCACCAGUAAAGACAGUUGCCAAACCGACACCUGCUAAAAAGGCCGAGUCCAGCAGCGAGGAAAGUUCCAGUGAUGAUGAGCCAGCAGCUAAGAAGUCACCAUCUGCAGCCGCAGCUAAGCCAGCUGCUAAAGCCGCUGCUUCGAGCAGCAGCGAUGAUAGCGACUCCGAGGAGGAACAGAAGAAACCCGCAGCUCCUGCCAAGGCUGCUCCAAAGUCGCCGGUGAAGCCUGCACCAGCCAAGAAGGCUGCUGCCUCAUCUUCCAGCGAAGAUUCGUCGGAUGAGGAGGAAGCACCCAAAAAGGCAGCACCAGUCAAACCAACGCCUGCCAAGAAGGCAGCAUCAAGCUCUUCGGAUUCAUCAUCCGAGGAAGAGGAACAACCCAAAAAAGCCGCUGCUAAACCAGCUGCUGCGCCAGUCAAGAAAGCCGCAGCUAAAGAUGACUCUGAGGAUUCCUCAGAAGAUAGUGACAGUUCCGCUGAUGAAAAACCCGCCGUCAAACCGGCUGUGAAGAAAGCAGCAGCAGCACCUGCAAAGAAAGAUUCUUCGUCUGACGAUUCUGAUUCUGAUGAGGAGGAAGCAGCCAAGCCAGCUGCCAAGGUGGCGCCAAAGAAGGCAGCUGCUAGCUCGUCGGGCAGCAGCUCAUCUGAUGAGGAUGAGCCGCCAGCCAAGAAGAAGCCCGUGGCCGCCAAAAAGGAGGAAAGCGAUGACUCCGAUUCCGAUUCUGACGAGGCAGAAGCGGCCAAACCCGUUGCCAAUGGCAAUGGCCCGAAAGCAGGACAAAAACGCAAGUUUAGCGGUGGCGAUGAUGAAGGUGCAACACCCAACAAGAAGUACAACAAUUUCGUGAAAUCUGGAGAGCAGCAGGAAGGAGGAUUCCAGAAGUUCAGCAAUGGUCGCGGACGCGGCGGCUCCGGAUUUGCCGGUCGCCCCGAUAGAAGCAAAUGGGAGACCAAUGGCGAUGGCGAAGGUGGUUUCAAGAAGUCUGGAGAUCGCAAAAGCUUUGGUGGCUUUGAAAACAAAUCCUUUGAUGGUGGACGUGGCGGUCGCGGAGGCGGCGGCCGAGGACGUGGCGGUGGCAAUGACCGUGGACGUGGUGGUGGCGGCCGUGGCGGCGGAGGUGGUUUUGGACGUGGUCGCGGCGGUGGCGGCGAUCGAGGUGGACGUGGUGGAUUUGGACGCGGCGGCGGCGGUCGUGGAGGCGGCUUUGGCAAUAAAUCAUUUGACUCGGGGCCCAAGCAAAAUAAGAAAAUCACAUUUGAUAAUUAGUGCAUAGAUUAAAUUAGACACCGAACACAAAACUCAAAAGAAUGAUUUCCAAAAAUUCGUUUAACGAAAUAAGUUAUCAAUAUUUUUGAUAGAUAGAUUCGUUAACAUUUUUGGAGCUUAUUUUGUUGGCUUUUGUGUUUUACUAUAAGAAGGAGCCCAACACAGAAAUUCAAACACAUACAACACACUCGCUAAACAACAGACUCUUCACACGCAAAUCAACAAGAUAUUUUUAAAACAAAAAUAACUGUUAUAUAACAAAUUUUUAUACAGAAAAACGCUGCCGGCUCUUGGGGCGAGCGCGCCAACAAAGAUUUGAAAUUCACGCGUGGAAAAUCGUUCAAGCACGAGAAGACCAAGAAGAAGCGCGGCAGCUACCGAGGCGGUCAAAUUGACACGGGCGUUAAUUCAAUAAAAUUUGACUAGAUUUAUGUUAGCACAUAACAUAUACAAAACAAAAAUAAACUUAUUAAAAUAAU
This is a messenger RNA of Drosophila albomicans, 2499 nucleotides long. RefSeq names its product nucleolar protein dao-5. NCBI's taxonomy places the organism in Eukaryota, Metazoa, Arthropoda, Insecta, Diptera, Drosophilidae. The record is from RefSeq and is a predicted model, not a curated record. The transcript has 3 exons. The coding region runs from base 113 to 2020 and encodes 635 amino acids. Gene Ontology annotation, cellular component: nucleoplasm; nucleolus.